AUGGCAUCUGGCAAAGUCGCUUACAGCCCCUUCAACGACAAUACUCCAGUCAUCCGCAUCCGGAUCGUCGCUCAUUACAACCUCAGCCAAGUCUCCUCCGCCAGUUACGGCCACUGGUCCAUCUACCUAUGCAAGCCGAACAACCUUGGCUCCACGCGCAUAAACAUGCGAGCCAUAUGGGGUGAGCCAGAGGGUAUCCUAGACUGGACCAAACACCCCUACGAGAUGCCAAUUCCUAAAACAAUGCAUUGGGACUGGCCUGUUUCUCGCGACUCUGAAGUUCGACAUUUUGCUAAUUAUAUCACUACUCUGGGACGGGAUAAGUAUACAUUUUCGGUGAAUAAUGGCGGGUGUCGGUAUUGGAUAGCCACGGUUUUAUCGGACUUCGCCAAUGCUGAGUUCAUUCAGUACAGCGUUUUUCAGACCAUGCUUGGAAAUCUAAGAUAUCGGUAUUAUGCAAACGCGCCCCCUGCCUGGAUAGAUAUCAUUCCAGGUACCUUUGCUAGUGGUUACGUGUUACCGGAAUUCCGGUGA
Molecule: messenger RNA, 534 nt
Organism: Blastomyces dermatitidis ER-3
Lineage: Eukaryota; Fungi; Ascomycota; Eurotiomycetes; Onygenales; Ajellomycetaceae
Exons: 2
Coding region: 1-534 (177 amino acids)
Source: RefSeq, a predicted model, not a curated record